Molecule: messenger RNA, 3612 nt
Organism: Tribolium castaneum (red flour beetle)
Lineage: Eukaryota; Metazoa; Arthropoda; Insecta; Coleoptera; Tenebrionidae
Product: importin-4
Exons: 11
Coding region: 164-3427 (1087 amino acids)
Biological process (GO): protein import into nucleus
Cellular component (GO): cytoplasm; nucleus
Molecular function (GO): small GTPase binding; nuclear import signal receptor activity
Source: RefSeq, a predicted model, not a curated record
UUAGUAUCCAAAGCCUCCGGCAGAGACCUCCACCGUCUGGAAUUUCUGCCAACUGUCAUUUUCCAGAUGAUUCACAUCAAUUAUCCCAGCCCCAACCCAAUUUUUUUACAUCUUUUAGCAUACCACACUCCACUGUGUAUGUCAUUCAUUCGAAUCAGCGACGAUGGAAGAAAUUUUGUCCAAACUACUCGUGGCCAAUAGCAAAGUCAUUCAACAGGGCACCAAAGAACUGAAGGAGGCUUUCAAAAAACCAGAAGCGAUUCCCGCUCUUUGCGAAGUGAUAGUUUCGUCGUCAAAUCCUCAAAUCAGACAAUCAGCCGCUGUGCUGCUCAGGAGAAAACUCGGCAAAAAACGACAAUGGAACAAAUUGGAUGCAGAAACGAGGAGUCGAAUCAAACAAGGGAUGCUGCAAGCGUUAGUCAAUGAGCAAGAGAAGUUAGUCAAAAAUGCAAUUGCCCAGUUUAUUGGGAUUCUAGGCAAGCAUGAGUUUCCGGAAAACACGUGGCCGGAAGUCUUGCAAUUUAUACACACACUGUGCAGCAGCGACAAUGUUUUCGACCGGGAGUUGGGGAUGUACACCUUGUCCAUAAUGACUGAGAUCUCGCAAGGCUCUUACAUAACGCACGCCGAUUCGUUUGCGGUGCUGUUUUCGAAUAUUUUGAAUACUCUUCCUGAAUUAAAUUCGAACCUAGCUUACUACACAGUGGUUACAAUGAAUAAUCUAGUGUCUGUAAUAGGCGGCCAUCAGCAAAUGGUAAACGUUUACCAUAAUUUACUGCCUCGUGUAUUAGAAAUAAUCAACGCUUUUGCUCAAGAAGACGAAAAACGCGCUUGCGAACUAUUUGAAAUCCUCGAAGAGCUGAUCGAGUUUGCGGUCGCGGUGGUGGUACCACACGUGCGACUGAUCGUAGAAAUGUGCCUUCGCAUCGGCAGCGAUAACACCAAACCAACAACAGUCCAAAUUAAAGCAAUUAGUGUUGUGGGCUGGUUAAUUAGGUCCAAGGGCAAGGUUAUCCAAAAAAAUAAACUCGUCGAACCAAUUAUCAAUGUUUUGAUACAACUAAUGGCCCAACAGCCGGACGACGACGUCAACGAGGAGUACUUCCUAGGGGACCCGGAUCAAUUCACUUCCAUUACUAUUGCCACUCAGACUCUAGACUUGAUCGCUUUGCACAUACCUUCAGAGAAGGUUGUUCCGUAUUUACUGACAAGAGUGGAACCGGCGAUUCAAGGGAAUGAUAUUUAUGCCCAAAAAGCGGCAUAUUUAGCCUUGGCUGUGCUCGCAGAAGGGUGCUCUGAACGGAUUAGACACAAAUAUUUAGAACCGUUUUUAAAAUGCGUCUGCAAUGCGAUUCAUAAUCCGAAUGCUGUGGUCAGAAAUGCCGCGUUUUUCGCUCUUGGGCAGUUCGCCGAGCAUUUACAGCCGGAAAUCAGCCAAUACGCGGCCGAACUCCUCCCGGUACUUUUCGAGUACUUGGGCCAGGUUUUCGCCCAAAUGGAAAAAGAUAAAUCGGAAUCGGCCAGUCUUGAUCGACUUUUUUACGCAUUGGAAACCUUCUGUGAAAACCUCGAUGAGGGUUUAAUGCCCUACUUACCCACCCUUAUGGAACGUUUGUUCGUGGCACUUGACCCAAACGGCUGGUCCUUGAAGCUAAAAAGAAUCGCUUUAAGUACUCUAGGUUCCGCAGCUAGUGCUGUAAAAGAGGGUUUAUUACCCUACUUUCCCAAAAUAAUCGAGGUGCUUAACGUUUACAUUAACGCCGAUCCGAAUACGGAAAUACAUCAAAAUCAGAGUUACGCAAUAGAGGCACUUGCUGUGAUUGCACAAUUUAUCGGUGUUGAGAAUUUCAAGCCUUUGGCGGCUGAGUCCUUGCAACUCGGGUUGCGAAUUUUGGAGGAAACUGACGAUCCAGAUGUUCGAAAAAGUGUCUAUGCGUUAUUUGCAGCCCUUGCGAUUGUUAUGAAGGAGGAAAUCAGUCCAGUUUUGCCAAAAAUUGUCGAACAGAUGAUCACUAGCAUACAGAGUAGUGAGGGCAUUGUCACACAUUAUGAAGACGAGGAAAAGGAAGAUUUGGACGUUUAUGCCGACCUUUCGGACGACGAUGAAGAAGAAGAGGAAGAUAUCGAUGGAGCAUCGUCCAGUAGCGCCGAUUCGACUCAUUGUCGCUAUUCGGUCGAAAAUUCCUACAACGAGGAAAAAGAACAAGCGUGCUUGGCACUUAGGGAAAUUUGCAUCAACACGGGGAAUGCCUUUUUGCCAUAUAUCGAGAAAAGUUUCGAGGAAAUCUUCAAAUUGAUAAAUUAUCCACAGGAUGACAUACGCAAGGCUUCGGUCGAAGCCCUCCUCCAGUUUUGCAUAGCUUUACACAAAAUCAACUCAAACGAAACCAAGCAAGCUCUCUAUAAAGCUUUACAAAUGUUUGUACCAAAAUGUGCCGAACUUAUCCGAACCGAUGAGGAACGAGGCGUUGUCAUGUGCUGUUUGGACGCUUACGCUUCCCUGCUUGAGGAAGUUAAAAGUGACGUUUUGGUCGGGGAAGGCCAUCGGGAGGCUAUCAUGAAUUGUGUCAUUGACGUCCUCACGUUAAAAACAAUGUGUCAAGACACAGAUUUGGACGCAAAUCCCGAAAAUACAGACGAGGAAACAGAGGCGGAACAAGACGAGUUGUUGCUUGAAUCAGCCGGUGAUGUUAUACCGAAGUUCGGAGCGGCGAUAACUCCCGAUGAUUUUGUUUUAUAUUUCCCGAAUAUUCUCCAACUGCUGACGCAGAGAACUAAAAAACAGCACAGUGUAAGCCAGCGUUCGUUUGCGUUCGGCACUUUGGCCGAAUGCAUGAAAUCGCUGGACGUCUACGUCGAAAAAUUCGUUCAGCAUUUGCUGCAUUUGUGGCUGACUGGGGCCAAAGAUUCGGCCGACGAGGUGCGAAAUAACGCGAUUUUCGGUCUUGGCGAAAUGAUUUUGCACGGGAAGGACCGAAUUUUCGGGUAUUUCCCCGAUAUACUCCAGGCUUUGUCCACUGCUGUGGCUAAGGAGUCGCACGCAGGGACUCUGGAUAAUAUCUGCGGUGCUUUAGCUAAGAUGAUUAUUGUUAAUCCUGGGGGAGUUCCCCUGGAUCAGGUGCUCCCAGCGUUCCUCCAACGCCUGCCUCUCAGGGACGAUUUCCAAGAGAACGAAGCUGUAGUUAAGUGUUUCUUUACUUUGUAUCAACAGGGGAAUCCCAUCCUGCGCGAGCAUUUAUCCAGUGUUAUCAAAAUUGUGGUUCAGGUGUACGACAAGAAACAAUAUCCGAAUGAUGAAACCAAAAAUAUUUUAGUGGAACUGAUCAAAACGAUAAAUAGGGAUUUUAGUGAAGAGUUUGGGAACACAGUGUCUUCCUUAGGACCAGAAGUGACUAAAUCGUUACAGAAUUUGUUUGCUACUUCUUAAGACCAAAACCUUAAUUCCUGUCCUGGCAAUCUCAGAAGUUUUUUUAUUUUUUGGGACAUGUGUUAAUGUUUUUUGUUGAGUCAUAUUUUUGUUUAUUUAUUGUAUCUGUGUAUCGACUAUAAUAAUGCUGCAUCUUAAGAGUUUUAAAGUGAUUACUACUGUUUUUAAUAAAAAAUUGCUUCGGU